AUGAAUUCGAAAAAGAAUAACGUGGCGUCAAAACACGGCGGCAUCAUUGAAGAGAGGGCUGGAUCAGAACUACCAGUCUCAGCGUCACAGCCAAUUGCUUUUCCGUUGGAUACGGUCCUCUACAUGGGCAAGUUCAUGGACUUCCAAGACUAUAAAAAGUUUAUUCUGUCUCUCUAUCCGAAUAACAUCGUAAGCGAUCUCAUUCAGAAAAAAUUGUGGCAACUAUCAACUCACCGGACCGGAACCAUAUUCAUCAACGGGAAGCCAAUCGUGAUCGAGUAUAAUUUCGACCCUUCAAGACUAAGAGAAUAUCAGCCAACCCAGCUCAUAACACCUGCAGUGAACCGUGGUGGUACUAGAACCAGAGCGAGUUCCUCCCGCGGCGCUUACCAAAAGAAGCGCUUCUCCUCACAUCGAACUGAACGCAAUACUGAAACAUCAAAUCUACUAAGCGACGAGUUGAGGAAGAAACUCUAUCCCGGAGUAAAAGACGAGAUGAGUGCGAUGGAUCGCCUUGAGGCGUAUAACACAUCAAAGGCCAUCACUCUUACAAUCACAACUCGAGCAAUUGGAAUGGGCACCCUUCAUAUAUUUUCGUGCCUGUUUGAAUUUAAUAAUAUUCCAAUCAGAGGUUCAAUUUAUCAAUUAUACAGAGUAUCACUAGCCGUAUUAGAGGCUAAGGUUCAAUACGUGCAGCGCGGAAUUGCGUCGAUUCAGAACAAUGAAGACGACUAUAAGCAUAACACCUUCAAUGAAGAGUGGUUGCAGGCAGCUAAAGCUGUAAUCGUCUUACCUGACCAGAUCAGUUCAAUCAUCAACGCAAUUGGGAAAAUAAGCGUUUAUGAUACGACAUAUGUUCCAAACCGGACAGUUUCGACGGUUCUAUCAUCUUGCAAAGUUUCAAUACCAGAAGAAUUAUCAGACUUUUAUUCUACCCUUCUUGGUGGAUGUAACCAAAAACGAAAGACUGGCCAAAAAUGUUCUCGUCUAGUUCGUUCUUAUUGUCAAGAUGUUAUUUUCGGAGUUCAUGAUGGUCGAGUUAAAACGUCGAAGCAUAUCAUGUUAGAUACAACUGACGAGCCUGAGAUGUCCGAAGUUUCAAGUGAAAAUACUUCGCCAAAUAAAAAAAGAAGAAGAAGAACAUUUGAUGAAAUAAAUAUAGAUGAAAUGCCAUACCCUAAGAAACCCAAAAUGACGAGUGAGUUACAAUUAUCAGUUGAUGAUAUAGAAUGUAUGAACUCUCAAAUAAACACGGAAAUUGACAACAUAUGGAUGAUUAGUCACGCUUUAGAAUUACCUGACGUACCUAUGUGGGUUGGUUUCAAUAGUCGGAUUGAUGAUCAAGAUAGUCCACAACAACAUAUAUCUUACUUGACGCCGAUAAAUGCAUCUCCAACCAGUACAUCAAUCGUAUUAGAAACUAUGAAACAAAGCCAAAAAAUAGCUGAAGAUUUACAGCAACCCUACAUACAGGUAACCUACGAUCUAGCUAUAGCUAAAGUAGCGUUACAAAUACAAGCUACAGAAAAUCCAACAUUUGAUAAUUUAUUCAUUCAUUUAGGACCAUUUCAUAUAAUGAUGGCUUACUUCAAAGCUAUCGGUAAAGUAAUUAGUGAUUGUGGGUUGACUACGGUAAUGGUUGAGAGUAGUUUGCUGGCAAACGGUUCAGUUAAUGGGUUUUUAGAUGGAAAACACUUUAAUCGCUGCAAAAGAUUGCAUCCUUUAGUAGCAUUAGGACUAGAAAUACUACAUUUUAAGUCAUUUUUACAAAAUGAUAACAUUACUUUAACUGAGGAUAUAAUAGAUGAAGUUAAGAGACUCCAAAAUUGUAAAAUUUCUUUGUUUGAAAUUGAAAAUGAUGGCCUUAAAGAGCUGAUGAAUAACUACGGUAUCUACAAACAACAAACCCUUAACGGGGAGCAUGGUAAAACGUCACAAUUUUAUCUAAUAUAUAUAAACCUUAUACAUCAUUACUUGGACUUAUCUCGAAGUAUUCGUACUGGAAAUUUUCAACUCUUUAAAUCAGUGUUACCUAAAAUUACAAGCAUUUUUUUUGUAUUGAAUCAACAAAACUAUGCUAGGUGGAGCGUCAAAUAUUAUGAUAGUCUACUGAGAGUUGAUAAAACUCAUCCUGAUUUGUAUGAAGGAUUCCUAAAAGGCUGUUUUGGAAUUAAAAGAACUACCAAGCCAUUUUCGAGACAACCUAUUGACCUGGUUCUAGAGCAAACUAUAAAUGCAGAAGCUGCAAGAAGGCUGACAGGUGUUAUACACUUCACUAACUCAAUUUCGGCGCGACAACGGUGGGCUCGAAACCAUGAUGUAAGAUCUACAAUUAUAAGUCAAGUUUAUCUUGAACUUGGACUACAAAAACAUCAAGAUAUUUCAACAGAUUUGAAUCCCCAUAAUAUCAGGAAAAACGCCAAACAACUACAACAAUUUGUCGCAACUUUCGAUCAAUUUAUCAAUCCUUUUAGUUUAGAAGUUCCCAAAGACCAAUUAGUAAAUAUUUCAUCAGGAAAGUCCGCAUCACUGCCAGUAGAAGAAUUUCUAUUAAAUUUAGAAGCUAAUGGCGAUAGCCUCCGAAGAACAUUCAUUUCUGAAUGCCAAUCUGAUAUUACGCGAUUUGAAAAAGCUAUUAAAAAAACAUCUAUUAAUAAUUUUUCUAAAGAUUAUGAAAAAAAAAAAAUUAAAGUCGGUGGAAAAAUUCAAGAAGUUAAAAUUCAAAGGGAUUUAUUUGGACGUAUGCUGGGAAUCUCAAUGGAUUACAGCAUUGACAUUUCAAAAAUCUUAUCCUACCCGAUUACUUCAGUACCAUUGUCAAUGUGUCAUUUGGAUGGGACCAUUUGCAAGACCGAUAAAUCUGCUUUGAUGAAAUGUUUAGAGAAAGAGGUCGAGCAUGAAGAGCCAUCUCAAAUUGAUAUUCUAAUAAUUGACGGUUUCUUUUUGUUACAUACUAUGAAAAAUGUUCCUAGAAAAUUUGGAGGCAUUUCUAAAAAAAUGUUGCAGAUGGUAACUCAAUUAAAAGCGUCAAGAAUUGAUGUCAUUUUCGACCAGUAUUUUACCCCAUCGAUAAAAGGAUACGAACGUUCUAUGCGAUUUGAAUCUGCACAUUUGGAGUAUACUAUUGCUGGGCCUGAACAAAAGCUCUAG
This is a messenger RNA of Neodiprion fabricii, 3150 nucleotides long. RefSeq lists its product as uncharacterized. The record is from RefSeq and is a predicted model, not a curated record. Bases 1 to 3150 code for a protein of 1049 amino acids. NCBI's taxonomy places the organism in Eukaryota, Metazoa, Arthropoda, Insecta, Hymenoptera, Diprionidae. The transcript is spliced from 5 exons.